AUGGUGAUUCCUUCAAACCUCGAAAGCCUCUUCUUCCCUUCAGAAUCCGCUCUGUUCCAACGUUAAUAAGAGCCACUUCAUCGUCAUCCUCUUCUUCUCCCGCAACCAUUGCCGAACCUGAAGGCAUUAAGGUUUUCUUUCCAUUCUCUCUUCGCACUUUUUCUUUUGUUUUUUCUGAAGAUUAAUUCAAUUCCAACCAAACCAAUCGAAGGGCAAAAGACCGGUACCAGUGGACUUCGAAAAAAGGUAUUUGGCAUGUUUAUAACUCGCCACACUUGGCAAUCGCAUCUAUAGGCACUGUUUAAUUCCUUGCCUCCAGAGGAUUACAAGAAUGGUGUAUUGGUGUUGGGAGGUGAUGGUCGAUACUUCAACCGGGAAGCUGCGCAGAUUAUAAUCAAAAUUGCUGCCGGGAAUGGUGUCGGAAAAAUUUUGGUUGGACAGGAAGGUAUAUUGUCAACACCAGCUGUUUCUGCUGUGAUAAGGAAGCAGAAGGCAAAUGGUGGAUUUAUUAUGAGUGCUAGCCAUAAUCCUGGAGGGCCGGAAUAUGAUUGGGGUAUUAAGUUUAAUUACAGUAGUGGACAGCCUGCUCCGGAAUCCAUCACUGACAAGAUUUAUGGAAACACACUAUCUAUAUCUGAGAUAAAGAUCGCUGACAUUCCUGAUGUUGACUUAUCAAAAACUGGGGUUACAAAGUUUGGAAGCUUCAGUGUUGAAGUAAUAGACCCUGUGUCUGACUAUUUGGAGCUACUGGAGAGUGUAUUUGAUUUUCAGCUAAUAAGGAGUCUUAUAUCAAGGCCAGAUUUUAGGUUUACAUUUGAUGCAAUGCAUGCAGUUACUGGCGCUUAUGCCAAACCUAUUUUUGUUGAUAAACUUGGUGCAAGUCCGGAUUCAAUCGCAAAUGGAAUCCCUUUGGAAGAUUUUGGACAUGGUCAUCCUGAUCCUAAUCUAACAUAUGCAAAGGAUCUUGUCAACAUUUUGUAUGCUGAAAAUGGUCCUGAUUUUGGAGCUGCUAGUGAUGGUGAUGGUGAUAGAAAUAUGAUUUUAGGAAGAUGUUUCUUCGUAACUCCUUCAGAUUCUGUAGCAGUUAUUGCAGCCAAUGCAAGAGAAGCAAUUCCAUACUUCAAGGAUGGUGUUAAGGGUCUUGCUAGAUCAAUGCCAACAAGUGGUGCUCUAGAUCGUGUUGCAGAGAAAUUGAACCUUCCCUUUUUUGAGGUCCCCACUGGUUGGAAAUUUUUUGGGAAUCUUAUGGAUGCUGGGAAGUUAUCAGUUUGCGGGGAAGAGAGUUUUGGAACAGGCUCUGACCACAUUCGUGAGAAGGAUGGCAUCUGGGCUGUUUUAGCUUGGCUUUCUAUUAUUGCGCACCGCAACAAAGACAAGAAGGCAGGGGAGAAACUGAUCUCUGUGGCUGAUGUUGUGAAGGAACACUGGGCAACUUAUGGAAGAAAUUUCUUUUCUAGAUAUGACUAUGAGGAAUGUGAAUCUGAAGGUGCCAAUAAAAUGGUAGCAUACCUACGAGAGACUGCAUCAAAGAGCAAGACUGGUGAUAAGUAUGGAAGCUAUGUCCUCCAAUUUGCAGAUGACUUCACAUACACUGAUCCUGUAGACGGAAGCGUGGUAUCAAAACAAGGCGUUCGGUUUGUUUUUACUGAUGGCUCGAGGAUUAUAUAUCGUUUAUCAGGAACUGGUUCUGCAGGUGCAACUGUUAGAGUUUACAUUGAACAGUUUGAACCUGAUGCCUCCAAACAUGACCUUGAUGCUCAAGUUGCCUUAAAACCAUUAAUAGAUUUAGCACUAUCUCUGUCAAAGCUCAAAGACUUCACAGGGAGGGAGAAGCCUACAGUGAUCACAUAAUGUACUUUAUGUUAAUUGUAAUAAUGCAUAUGAAGGUUGGUUGUCAAAUUCAGUUUUGGUUACUCAAAUAUGGAGGAUUAUUUAUGUACCAAAAUAAUGUAUUGUAGUGACAAUAAUUUUGUGCUCUGCAAAAGGAGCUGAUCUUUUUAAAAUUAGAAAAUUAUAUGGUACAAAUCUAAAUCUGUACAGA
Messenger RNA from Arachis ipaensis, 2041 nucleotides. The record is from RefSeq and is a predicted model, not a curated record. NCBI's taxonomy places the organism in Eukaryota, Viridiplantae, Streptophyta, Magnoliopsida, Fabales, Fabaceae.